This is a messenger RNA of Acanthopagrus latus (yellowfin seabream), 3604 nucleotides long. Its product is annotated as T-box-containing protein TBX6L-like. The record is from RefSeq and is a predicted model, not a curated record. Gene Ontology annotation, molecular function: RNA polymerase II cis-regulatory region sequence-specific DNA binding; DNA-binding transcription factor activity, RNA polymerase II-specific. The coding region runs from base 1740 to 2897 and encodes 385 amino acids. The transcript has 10 exons. Gene Ontology annotation, biological process: cell fate specification; regulation of transcription by RNA polymerase II; pattern specification process. Gene Ontology annotation, cellular component: nucleus. Lineage: Eukaryota; Metazoa; Chordata; Actinopteri; Spariformes; Sparidae.
GCCUCAUGAAGGCAGCGGGCCGCCCUCUCUGAGACUGCUGUCGAGUCAGGAGAAAAUCGAAAUUUUGUCUCCUACACGUAGAGCUAUAUGUCAGCCUGGAUUGUAUCGUUCGAGUUGCUGAGUUUUGGAGAUAUCAGCUGUAGAGAGGCCCGACUUCACUCCAGUAUAAUGGAACUCGAUGGCCCGCCACUUGUGGUGCUCAAAGCCCCUGAAAAUACAUUUGAAAAACUCAACAGCAAUGUCUUUUUCUGCAGAUCAUGCCUUAGUAACUCAAGAUAAUCCACAGACCUUGUUGUGAGCAGCUUCAUUUCUUAAUGGCUAUCAUAGAUAGCUAACCUGUCAUCCAUGGUCAGUGGAUUAUCUUUAGAAACGGGGUCAUUAUAUCUGUAACAAACACAUUGCUGUUGAGCAUUUCAUAGAAAAAACAAAGGGCAAAAGUGAGAAAAUGCUGGUCUGGAUCACUUCCCAAAUCUGACCAGCUCCACUUCCUAAAGUGUGAUGAAUCAUUAGGGUCAAACACGUGUCCGUGUCGGAAGCUCAUUAAACACAUGUCCAUAGAUGCAUGAACGCAAUUAAGAGGAAAGUUGUGUGUCCAAACAGAUACUUUGAGCGUUCUGCUCAUCCUUUGGCCAAAAUGACCUUCUGAGUCUGUGCACAUGACACAAAUAGAUCUGGGGCAUCUGGUGUGGGGCCUGUCAGACAUGAACAUGACACACACAAGUGAUUUUGUCCCACCACUGAAUAUCUUUUGGAGAAUGGAGACUAAUUUAGAUCAGUCAUAGAUGAACUCUUCAUUUCUUAUAACCAAACGAUCAUAACCCUUCUGCAGACGCCUCCAUUUGUCCGAAGACUGAGAGUUUCAUCCUGUUUUGGUUUCUAUUUUACAGAAGUGGCUUAGAGGUUGCAAAACUCCACCCUGACAGUAUCAUGUACAGUAGACCCUGCUGUCCUAACUCACCACUGAAGCUGUAUGAUUAAAGUGAUUAAAAAUUCAGACCUCUAUGAUUACAACAAUUGGAAGUACAUUACAUACAAGACAUUUUACACCCUUUUCUCCCAAAUUCACUCCAUUUUUUUGAGGGGGGGCGGGGUGUUUGGAAACUUUGAGACCUCUGCUGGAAUUUUAAAUGACGUUAAAUGGCAGUCAUUGAGGAUUAACUUUCACGGGGCUUUAAACUUUGAACAUUGUCCUCUACAGUCCAAACUGCCGCUCUUCCCUUCCUCCCAGCAGCCUUUCAUGUGAACGGGCUGCUAACUGCUGGCUCCAUCAGAGGGCCCGUUCUCCUCCCAGAGCACUGGAGGCAGCAUGGAGAGGCGGGAGGGGGGGUUGGUGGGGGCCAGGACCAAAUGGCCCUCGUAGGAUUAGCGGCAUUGUCCGCCAUUGUCAAGGCUACUCCCCGACUCCUAUCACCUCUGUAAUCUCCAGACUUGUUUUCAAUACGCAACCAAAUGCUGGCAGGAAGGGGACCUGAUGUGUCUGUACUUCCAUCCCCCCAGGGCGCUUUGAUAUUCUGCUCACUGUCCUCCAAAGUAGAGUCUCCAUCGCAAGCCCAGUGCAAUACUGUAUGACUUCUCAGAGACCCCGCCCCUCUCUGAGAUGACCAAUCAAGUUCAAGGCUCGAACUUAUCAAGGAUAGAGACCCUGGCCUGAUUGUGUUUUGACCUCAGUGUUAGAACACCUGAAAGCAGCACUUUGUCUCCAGACUUUGUUGGCGGUGACGAAAGGAGGACGCAGAAACAUGCAGCACAUCUCGGACUUCAAAUCAAAUCUAAGCAUGCCCCGACCCCCUCCGGCAGCUGACUCCUACCAGCAGGGCUCCAUCAAGAUGACCCUGGAAAACUCUGAUCUCUGGAAGUCCUUCCACACCAUCGGAACGGAGAUGAUUAUCACAAAGCACGGAAGGAGAAUGUUUCCACACUGCAGCAUCAGUCUGUCCGGGCUCCAACCGUAUGCCAACUACGUCGUCAUGGUGGAUAUGGUUCCUGUAGACAGCUUCAAAUACAAGUGGAAAAAGGAGCAGUGGGAGGUUGCGGGUAAGGCAGAGCCCCAGCCCCCGUGUCGAACAUACAUGCACCCGGACUCCCCAGCUCCGGGAAGUCACUGGAUGAAGCAGUCGCUGACUUUCCUCAAGAUGAAGCUCACCAACAACACUCUGGACCAGCAUGGCCAUAUCAUCCUGCACUCCAUGCAUCGCUACUACCCAAGGUUUCAUGUCACCCAGGCAGACAGUCCUUACACGGUCCGCUGGGGCCCGUUUCAGACCUUCUCCUUCCCAGAGACGUCCUUCACCGCAGUGACCGCUUACCAGAACCCAAAGAUCACCAAAUUGAAGAUCGAUCACAACCCCUUCGCCAAGGGAUUCAGGGAAGGAGGCACCCACUCCCACAGCAAAAGGUGUCGUCCAAAUAGAAGCCCUCCUGCAAAAAGAGCCGCCCUGGACAGAAAUGCUCUUUGUGAAAGCCCUCCAGGCCUGCAGAGGAUGCCCUCCACCUCUCAGUCGUCACAGGCAGGGAAGAAUCAGCCCUCCACGCAGCAGCAGCAGCAGCAGCAGCCACCCUUGAAGGGGGUUGACCUCUCAGCCUGGGCUCUGGAGCAGGACCCGUCUGAGAGUCUCCACGCUGAGCCCCUGGAGCAGCACGAGUACGACUACAGCUGUGAAGAGCAGAUGGUGCCCGCAUCCGUGGCGUACCAGCCCUACAGGUCUGUCGACUACGCCCGAUUCCCACUGCCCUCCACUGACGUAGAAGCGGCGCACACCCCCGUACACCCCCCGCCUCACCCAUUCACCACAGCCGAGCACAACUCACAGCAGCACGGAUACUACCACCAUCCUUACCAUAACGGCCAUGCAGCAGACUGGAGCCAAUACCCACUCUUCUCCUACUCCCUCUGGUGAACUCUGAUCCAUUGCAAUGGUGAUCGCUGACGGAGGAUAAAACCAGACUAACAGGCCGCUCGAGUGGUGUUAAAAGUGUAUAAAUGUGUAUAAAGGGUUGUUUUUUGUUUUUUUUUAAUGUUGGAUCAGUUUUUUUUUUUCAUUUUUCACUUCCAUUGGACGAUUGUAUUCAUCUGAGGUGCUGUUGCUGUACUUCUUAUGUACCGUGCUCAGCCUGAGCUUGUCAGGGUUAAAGCGGAUACAGUAUGUAUUAUGAGAUGCAGCAAUAUAUAUAGUGAUAUAUCCACUCAGCUGGGAAAUAAGUGUGAAAUUGAAUCUGCAAGAGUUGCUCCUGUGUACUGCAACAAAAACAGAACUUCAAUAAGACUGUACACCAAAUUGAGGUCGCGAAGGCUCUUUGGACUCUUGUGUUGACUUUGUGCUCAUCUGCAGCUGUUACUGCUAAACACUUAUUUUAAUGCAUAACAAAACAUACUUUUAUUCAACAGCAAACUGUAAAAAGAUUGUUUCAGAGUCAUACCAGAUAAGUCGAACUGUCAGAAUCAGUAUCUGCAUAAAAAAGUGACUUAUUGUUUCUUAAUAAAUGGAGAUGAACAAUACCAGGUAAACCGGUGUGACACUGUUUUGUGAUUUAAAAGUUAAGAACAUAAUAUCAUAUAUCUCAUCUGCUUUAUAAUGAAUACAAACUGAAUAUGAGUCUAAAGACA